GUAGUUUUUUAUACCCAACAUACUUGUUAAGAAAGAAAUGGUCAACGCCCUCUGAUCCUUCCUGGCUUUCCCUGCCUUCACAAGGUACCUCGAGUACGAAAAGGACAAUCAGUAGGCUUAGGUAAUGGUCUUUAAAACGUUUGGGUUCCCUGUGGCAGGCUACCAGAGUAGACCUGGAAAAUCUAGCACAGAAUCGAGGCUGAUCGAGGCUAUCGCAUCAAACAAGAUGGCGGCGAAGAGAAUUGAUUGCGGAAGUAGCUCUUUUUUAUCUUUAAAUUCAACCGAUAAAGAACCAUCAAACACUGCUUCACUUCCCAUGAACACAUUUGCUAAUGAUGGAAGUUUCUUUGAACAGUACAAAAAACGAAUGGAAGAAAUGGAGAAAGCAAAGACUUUGGCACAAACUUCGAGUAAGGAAGAAAAAGAUGGCGACGAACGAACUUCGGAUGAUAACAAACUGGAGGACAAGAAGAGUGAGGAUAAACCAAAAACUCCUGUCCUUAAAGCAAAUUUAUUAAAUCAGGGGAAAAGACAGCUCCUGACAGGACGCAUGGGUGGGGCAUCCAAACAAUUCCAUGCUAAAAAGAAAAAGCUAGAAAAACAAGCUGCAGAGAAAAAGAAUGAUAAAAGCAAGGAUGAUGGCAAAAACACAGCAUGGAAAGCCUACAUGGAAGAAGUAAAGAAAUACAGAGAAGCUUCUUGUACAGAGGAGGUCGACAGAGUACGACCACUUGUUAAAUAACUUCAUAUUCUUCUAUAUUGUACUAUUGAUCUGUAAUUUUGUAYACAAGCAAAUAAAUCACAGCYAUUUGAUGUCACACRUGACCAAGGUGAAA
Actinia tenebrosa (Australian red waratah sea anemone) is the source of this 836-nucleotide messenger RNA. RefSeq lists its product as uncharacterized. NCBI's taxonomy places the organism in Eukaryota, Metazoa, Cnidaria, Anthozoa, Actiniaria, Actiniidae. Gene Ontology annotation, molecular function: 5'-3' exonuclease activity; 3'-5' exonuclease activity. The record is from RefSeq and is a predicted model, not a curated record.